UUUACACUGAUCCGCCGCAGUUUUCCUUUUCCCGCUGAACUUCAAUAUUCCUUCCACUUCCUGGCGCCCUUUCCGGCACCACGCGAAGCCAACCAUUAUCACUCGAGAUAUUGACCAGAGAAAGCACAAGUCAAUCUUAACGCCAACGCGUAGCCCUCCAAUAUUCAAACCUUAACCGACCUUCGUUCCCGGAAGAUGGCCCUCGGCGACACGUCCCGAGCCUACCUCUUUUUUACCCUCCUCCAUUUCUUUCAGUUCGCCCUUGCGAUCACAGUCUGUGCUCUCUACGGAAUAAAUCUAGACCGCGCUCGAAAGGCUGGAGCACACGCGGAUGGACGAUGGGUCUAUGCUGAGGUGGUGGGAGGCCUCUCCGCCUUAACGGCAAUCCUCUACUGCAUCCCCUUCAUCCUCCGGUUUGCGCUUGUUUGGGCAUGGAACUUGAUCCUUUUUAUCCUCUGGAUUGCCCUGUUUGGCGUCUUUGGCCGCCUGUACAUCCAUGAGGAUGCUGGAGGGAACGGCGAUGUUCAGCGUAUGAAGAACGCCGUCUGGGUCGUCCUCACCAGUGCUAUUUUGUGGCUCAUCGGAGUCCUGGCGCAUUUCAUUUACUGGUGGGGUCAUAGGGAGCGCCGAUCUCGCUUCACGAGUCGCGCAAAGGUGUAAGGCUGCCCGCUGUGGAUGGUCGUUGACUAUCUGCAGAGAGCUAUCAGGGGCGUCUACUUUCUUACCCGAAUCACUUGAGGUUUGUGCA
This is a messenger RNA of Chaetomium strumarium, 748 nucleotides long. RefSeq lists its product as uncharacterized. Bases 196 to 660 code for a protein of 154 amino acids. The record is from RefSeq and is a predicted model, not a curated record. The transcript is spliced from 3 exons. Lineage: Eukaryota; Fungi; Ascomycota; Sordariomycetes; Sordariales; Chaetomiaceae.